This is a messenger RNA of Lineus longissimus, 1132 nucleotides long. RefSeq names its product medium-chain acyl-CoA ligase ACSF2, mitochondrial-like. Bases 367 to 1044 code for a protein of 225 amino acids. Gene Ontology annotation, molecular function: medium-chain fatty acid-CoA ligase activity. Lineage: Eukaryota; Metazoa; Nemertea; Pilidiophora; Heteronemertea; Lineidae. Gene Ontology annotation, biological process: fatty acid metabolic process. The record is from RefSeq and is a predicted model, not a curated record. The transcript is spliced from 2 exons.
AGUUAGUAACCGUGAACCACAGCCACUUGGUCAAUUGCACAUUUUCCGGACUUCUAGAUACAAGGAAAGGCUUGAACGAUCGACCCCUUUCGAACAUCAUUGGUUGUGAAUGUUCAAUGUAUGCUGCAGUUAGAGGAAUAAGCUGUGUAAUUCUUGAUCCAAGAACUGUCGUGGCCGAGGGGAACACGGAUUUCUUCUUUAAGGUCAUUGAAGAAGAACAGGUGGAUAACUGUUCGAUCUAUCCGUACUUAUUCCACGAACUCAUGGACAUUCUUGAGACGAAAAGGUUUGAUUUGAGCAGUGUGAAGAAGGGAAUCGCGGGUGGCCAAGUUAUACCAAGGAAUGUUUUAGAAGUUGAUUGAGAAUAUGCCGGGAAUUGUCAACGCUUACGGCUCAACAGAAGCGGGCCCUGGACUUCUUCAGACCCGUUCGAGUGAUCCAAUUGACCUGCAGCUCGACUACUCUGGCUACCCACUCCCCCACACCGAAUUCAGGGUCCUCGAUCACGAAGGGAACAUUGUCCCGGUCAACACAGCUGGUAUGCUCUAUGUGAAGACGCCGUACAUGUUUGUUGGCUACUGGGAAGAUGAGGAGAGGACUCGUGCCGUAAAAGAUGCGGAAGGGUGGUACAGGACGGAUGACAUAGCAGUGAUGAACGAGCGUGGCUACAUUAACAUCCUGGGGAGGGAGACUGAGGGCAUCGUAAAGGGCAGCAUCAUCAUUUACCCUGUGGUUGUGGAGAAGUUCCUUUUAACUCAUCCGAAAAUCGAUAAGGUAAUAGUUGUUGGUGUCCCCGACAAGAGGAUGAUUGAGGAGAUUUGUGCCUGCAUCGUUCCCGUCCGGGGAAGUGACCUGACCGCGAAGGAGUUGGAGCAAUUCUGCAAUGAGAACCUACUGACGGAGGAAAGCGUAGAUGGGGGUGGAUUGCGCCUAAGAUACUUCCUCCUCUGGGAUACCUUCCCCCUUAAUGCAAGCCAAAAGAUAGAUAAGAAAGCAAUAAAGGAACUAGCAGCUCGUGAAUUAGGACUGAAACAGGAGUGGUGAUGUGGUCACAUUCAAAGGUUUAGUCCUUGAGCAUAACUGGCCUGGUUUGUCAUUGCAAUAAAUAUUCUGUGCGUUGAUUUUCCCGAAA